Messenger RNA from Condylura cristata (star-nosed mole), 3184 nucleotides. It is a transcript of the gene TBX15, whose product is annotated as T-box 15. NCBI's taxonomy places the organism in Eukaryota, Metazoa, Chordata, Mammalia, Eulipotyphla, Talpidae. Gene Ontology annotation, molecular function: DNA-binding transcription factor activity, RNA polymerase II-specific; RNA polymerase II cis-regulatory region sequence-specific DNA binding. Gene Ontology annotation, cellular component: nucleus. The record is from RefSeq and is a predicted model, not a curated record. Gene Ontology annotation, biological process: cell fate specification; regulation of transcription by RNA polymerase II; positive regulation of DNA-templated transcription. Bases 111 to 1601 code for a protein of 496 amino acids. The transcript is spliced from 7 exons.
CUGAGCAGAGCACUGGCUCGGACUCUGAGGUGCUCACUGAGCGGACCUCCUGUUCCUUUGACACCCACGCUGACCUGGGUCCGGGCGCUGCGGGCCCCGUGACGGCCGCCAUGUCAUCCAUGGAAGAGAUCCAGGUGGAACUGCAGUGCGCCGACCUCUGGAAAAGGUUCCAUGACAUUGGAACAGAAAUGAUCAUCACCAAAGCAGGCAGGAGGAUGUUUCCUGCCAUGAGAGUGAAAAUCACCGGCCUGGACCCGCACCAGCAGUACUACAUAGCAAUGGACAUUGUGCCUGUGGACAAUAAAAGAUACAGAUAUGUGUAUCACAGCUCCAAGUGGAUGGUGGCCGGCAACGCCGACUCCCCGGUGCCCCCAAGAGUCUACAUACACCCCGAUUCUCUAGCUUCUGGAGACACUUGGAUGAGACAGGUGGUCAGUUUCGACAAACUCAAGCUGACCAACAAUGAACUGGAUGAUCAAGGGCAUAUCAUCCUGCACUCUAUGCACAAAUACCAGCCUCGCGUGCACGUGAUUCGCAAGGAUUUCAGCAGCGACCUUUCGCCCACCAAACCUGUCCCUGUGGGGGACGGGGUGAAGACCUUCAACUUUCCGGAGACUGUGUUCACCACUGUCACAGCCUAUCAGAACCAGCAGAUCACCAGAUUAAAAAUCGACCGCAACCCUUUUGCUAAAGGAUUCAGAGAUUCUGGAAGGAACAGGACUGGACUGGAAGCGAUCAUGGAGACCUACGCGUUCUGGAGACCCCCUGUGCGCACCCUCACCUUUGAGGACUUCACCACCAUGCAGAAGCAGCAAGGGGGCAGCACUGGCACUUCCCCCACCACCUCCAGCACCGGGACUCCGUCCCCUUCAGCCUCUUCUCACCUGCUGUCUCCAUCCUGCUCUCCGCCAACCUUCCAUCUGGCCCCCAACACUUUCAACGUGGGCUGCCGAGAGAGCCAGCUGUGCAACCUGAACCUCUCCGAGUACCCACCGUGCGCCCGCAGCAACAUGGCCGCCCUGCAGAGCUACCCGGGGCUGAGUGACAGUGGCUACAACCGGCUGCAGAGCGGCGCGGCCUCGGCCACUCAGCCCUCGGAAACCUUCAUGCCUCAGAGGACUCCAUCCCUGAUCUCAGGAAUCCCGACGCCGCCCUCGUUGCCCAGCAACAGCAAGAUGGAGGCUUACGGCGGUCAGCUGGGGUCCUUCCCCGCCUCGCAGUUCCAGUACGUCAUGCAGGCGGGCAACGCCGCGUCGGGCUCGUCCUCGCCACACGUGUUUGGGGGCGGCCACGUGCAGCAGAGCUCCUACAACGCCUUCUCGCUCCACAACCCUUACAACCUGUACGGAUACAAUUUCCCCACUUCUCCGCGGCUAGCCGCUAGCCCGGAAAAACUGAGCGCCUCCCAAAGCACUUUACUCUGCUCGUCUCCGUCCAACGGGGCCUUCGGGGAGCGGCCGUACCUGCCCGCGGGGAUGGAGCACGGCAUGCACAUGAUCAGCCCCGCGGCCAACAGCCAGCAGGCCGCCAACGCCUGCGACGGCCGGCAGUACGGCGCCGUCCCGGGCUCCUCGCCGCAGAUGUCCGUGCACAUGGUGUAGGCCGCCCCGCGGCGCCCCAGCCGCGGCCGGGUGGCCACGGGCAGCCCCCACCCCGACAGCCCACCACCUUGGGAACACAGGAACUGCGGGCGCGCCUUUCUUGUCUGCAGGACAAAGCCCAGACCCCGGAACCAGAGACAUUGAGCCCGCGAAGGACGCGCGCGCGCGGCGCCCUGGCCCGCCAGCGGCCCUUCGCUCUCCGCCUGCCCGGACCUUGCUUUAUAAACCGGCACCGACUCCCCAGUGGCCUCCGAAGAAACUGAUAAUCACUUUAUAGCUCCGUUAAGGGAGACGCUGGCGUGCAGCAGCCACGGGAAGUGGCCUCCCGCGUGCAGACUCCGCGGGCAUCCGUGGACUCCGUGUGCUCAUGUCCACACUCACGCGCAGACACGCAUCACCCCUGCCGGAGACGGCGAACUCUGCAGGGGGCCCGGGAUGGUGCCUCCCCGGAGUCUGUGUCCCACACAGGAUGGACUAGCCGGCAGCAGCUGCCAGCCCUCCCCCGCAGCUUACCUGGUUCCUGGACUGGACCGCGUCGCCCGCAGCCCUCCCGGUCACCAAGAGUGGAGCGACAUCAGCUUUGCGGCUGACUCGGUUUCCUGGAGAAGGUUGUGUUUGAACUUUAGCUUUUUUUUUUUUCCCCUCAGUGCCAUCACCGAUGUUCUAAGUGACACCUGUGCUAAGAAGGCGUAGGAGCAGCUGACGUGGAGAGUGAGAGCGGGAGAGAGAGAGAGAGAGAGAGAGAGAGAGAGGGAGAGAGAGGGAGAGAGAGCGCGCGCGCGGAGCGAGAGCAUCUCUGAGACAGGGAGCGAUGACGAGAGUUCGACUCACUAAGGAAAUCGGGCUGGGGUUGCCCACCGACAGGUCAUGGAAAGAAUCGCUGCGUCACUGAGAUCGAAUCUCUCUGGGGCACCUUGCAAGGUCGGGGCUUCACCAGGAGGCCCCGGGGUGGGGAAGCGGAUCCACGCACGCCCCUGGCCACGGGAUCCAGAAGCAGCUCAGCCCCCAGGAAGGGUGCCCCAGGCAGGGCGCCGACAGUAGAGAGCGUGUGCCCAGGAAGAGCUUGUACCCCAGCAGAUGACGCCAGGGGCAGAGGCGCCGCUUUCAGGCCUGGCCUUCUGCAGGCAGGUCCAGACCCUGCCCAGGGCUCCCGCUCCGUGGCCGCCGGGCAGGAGCACUGUCCUGGAGCGCCGCUAGUGGGCCCUCUGCCCCUCCCCCUGCCCUAAAGCCCUGUUUGUAUCAAAUAGUUCAUUGCAUUUGAAGUUUUGGGUUUUUCCCCUUCAUCUUUCCCCUCCCUUUCAAAUCCUUUCAUGAUAAGAAAACAAGUGAAGUUUGGUAUAAGCUAAACUUUUUAAGUGGUGUGGAAAUGCAAAUAAUACCAAGUAAAAUAAUACAGAUAUUAUUAAGAUUUUUGGUUUUGAGGUGUUGUAGAUAAGUAUAUUUAUGUGCCUAGUGGGGAAUCCAAUAUUAUGAAUAUUAAAAAAGGGGGCAAUAAAAAGGGUAUGUAAAAUAUGUAUGAAGGAAAGGUGUAUUAAAGUUUGCCCUUAUGCACGGAACUUUGUUUCUAAGUGCCAAGCACAAAA